AUGGCGUUGGGGACACAAGGCGCCGAGGAGCUCGAGGUGCUGGAGCGCGAUGCUGCCGAGCCAACUGUUAUGUUGACAAGGAUGAAUGACCCGGUUCAAGCAAGUCUUCACCGACUACAGGUGGAAGACAGACUACAAGUGGAAGACAGAGGCUCAAUCAUAUAUGUUGUGCACAUCGCAUUGAUGAAAUACAGAGGCUAG
Miscanthus lutarioriparius is the source of this 201-nucleotide messenger RNA. NCBI's taxonomy places the organism in Eukaryota, Viridiplantae, Streptophyta, Magnoliopsida, Poales, Poaceae. The record is from the annotation of a GenBank genome assembly.